This is a messenger RNA of Wallemia mellicola CBS 633.66, 1378 nucleotides long. Its product is annotated as RNA-binding domain-containing protein. The transcript is spliced from 4 exons. The record is from RefSeq and is a predicted model, not a curated record. Lineage: Eukaryota; Fungi; Basidiomycota; Wallemiomycetes; Wallemiales; Wallemiaceae. Gene Ontology annotation, molecular function: RNA binding. Bases 30 to 1322 code for a protein of 430 amino acids.
CCAGUUAAUCUUCGUGAUAGAUUUAGAAAAUGGGAAAAAAAGACGUCGUUAAGUCCGUAGAAAAGAAAGAAAAGAAGGAUAAGAAGGAGAAGAAGGCUGCAAAGAAGGAACCUACACCUCCACCAAAGCCAGCUUCUUCUUCCUCUGACAGCUCUGAUAGCUCUGACUCUUCUGAUAGCGAGGAUGAGAAGAAGCCAGUUGCUAAGAAGCAAGCUGCUAAGAAGGAAGCUAGCAGUGACUCCUCAGAUUCCUCAGACAGCUCAGACUCAUCAGAUGAUGAAAAGCCAGCAGCUAAGAAGGAAGACGCUAAGAAGCCAGCGGCAAAGAAGCAAGACAGCAGUGACUCAUCAGACAGCUCAGACUCAUCAGAUAGUGAAGACGAGAAGCCAGCUGCUAAGAAAGACGACAGCGAUUCCUCAGACUCAUCAGACUCAUCCGAUGACGAGAAGCCAGCUGCCAAGAAGGAAGAGGCUAAGAAGGCUGAUAGCUCUUCAGACUCAUCAGACUCAUCAUCAGAUGAGGAAGACGAAAAGCCAGCUGAAAAGCCAGCUGCAGCACCAGCACCAGUUGCAGAGGAACCAUCAAAGAAGCGUAAAGCCGAUGACAUGGAAGCAGCAGAAGCUAUCACCUUGGAUAACACACCACAAAUUUUCGUUGGACAAUUAUCAUGGAACAUUGAUGACGAUUGGUUGAAAUCAGAAUUCGAACAACUCGGUCCAGUUAAGACAGCAAGAGUUCAACUCGACAGACAAUCAGGACGUUCAAGAGGUUUCGGUUACGUUGAAUUCGAAUCACAUGAAUUGGCAGUUAAGGCUAUGGACCAAUUCGCUGGCAAAGAAAUCGACGGUAGACCAGUCAGAGUUGAUUUGAGUGUACCACGCGCACCAAACCCAGAAAAGAGAGCUAAAUCAUUCGGUGACCAACGUAGCGAUCCUUCAAACACACUCUUCAUUGGUAACCUUUCAUUCAACACAAAUGAAGACAGAGUAUGGGAAUUCUUCGGUGAAUUCGGCUCUGUUGAGAGUGUUAGAGUACCAACUGACAGAGAAACUGGUGCACCAAAGGGUUUCGGAUAUGUCUCAUUCGCAGACGUUGACACAGCGAAAGCAGCUAUUGAUGGUGCAGCAGGCAGCGAACUCGACGGUAGAGUUAUCAGAUUAGAUUUCAGCACACCAAAAGACAGACAAGGUGGCGCACCAAGAGGUAGAGGUGGAUUCGGCGGUCGCGGUGGCAGAGGAGGGGCCCCAAGAGGCAGAGGUGGCAACCCAAAUAGAACAGGGGCUAUUGCACCACCACAAGGAAAGAAGAUGACUUUCGAUUAGAAAAUUUUAAAUUAUUGUUAUUUUUGUUAGAAAUUAAUAUUCUUGGCUUUUUACUG